Molecule: messenger RNA, 1313 nt
Organism: Closterium sp. NIES-67
Lineage: Eukaryota; Viridiplantae; Streptophyta; Zygnematophyceae; Desmidiales; Closteriaceae
Source: the annotation of a GenBank genome assembly
AACUGCCUGCCUCCAAACGGUUGGGGCGACCAGCUUGCUGGCUGCCUCCAAACCAAAGCACGUUACUAUGUCCAGGCUACUAGGUUGCAUUGUGGGUGAAACAUUAUGACGAAACUAAAGCGUGCGGCUUGGUUCCUCGCCAUAGCUCUACUCGCAACAGUUAGCGUUGCUCAAAAUUACCCGCCAUGUCCUUUCACCGGCCUUCCUCCCACGAAACCCAACUCGACCGUCACUCGAUGCCCCGACGCCGCUGAAAUGACAUGCUGUACAGACUGCUGCGAUAGGCGAUACGCGCUGAUGGAAGUGAGCGCUAACGUUUCAAAGCUCAUCUCUAUAAUCGAUCCUCGCCUCUCGAAAUUCCUGUCCAACAAAGACUCGCAGCUCUGCGCGUCGUUUGUCGGUUUCAGGGAGUGUCAGGACCUUUUCGAGCAGAUGGUCUGCGCCACUAGCUCCAACCCAGAUUCUGGGAAUUAUUUGGAGCUGCCGCCCGGGGAAGUCGGGCUUAUGCGCGUCUGCUCAGCUUUCGCCCAGAAGCUGUACGACACAUGCAAGGACCUGCCCUUGCCCGGGUUUCAGGGAGCCAUCUCGAUGUAUUUCAGCACGGCUGAGAAGCUCAUGACACUCAUGUUCGGGCGGGUGGCCCAGGCAUUUGACAAGCUCAAAUACAACGUGCAGGUCAUUCCGACCAACGAAGGAACCGACAAGUGCUACAACGGCCCGAAGCAGAUCCCCAAGAUCAACGUCUGCUGCGACCCGCUCCCCGCCACCCCUGACUGCCCCUUAGAAAACCUCAACGUCUCGAUGAACCCAGAAUACGGGCCGUUCGUGGGCCGAACCAUUGCAGAUCCCACCUGUCCGGCUCAGCAAAGUGCGGGAGGCAGUGGGCCUACUCCUUCCCCUCAACCGAGCGUGCCCCCCUCCCCUGCACUGAGCGUGCCACCCUCCCCUGCGUCGAACUUGUCCCCCUCUUCUCCGCCGCCUAAACGAGCUCCGUGUAUGGUGGCUUCAAGGGUGCUUGUCAACGUGCUUGUGUCGGCUGCAUGUGCAUUUGCCAUGCUUCUCUGAUUCGAAAGCAUGUCCAGUGCUCCUUCCCUCUACCAUGCCACAGCUGCGUUCCCCUCCCCUCCCCCCUAUCGCCUAAACGACCCGAGCGUAUGCUGGCUUCUAGGGUGCUUUUCAGAAACCUCGUGCUGGCAGCUGCUACGUUUGCUGUGCUUCUCUGAGUGGCUUUGGUGUUCACUGCUAGGUUGUCCCUUGCCACUAGUUCGCCCGUAGUCAUUAAUCCAUUCUCUUGGGCGCUAAAAUCCCCCUUA